Messenger RNA from Macrobrachium nipponense, 933 nucleotides. RefSeq names its product eukaryotic translation initiation factor 3 subunit A-like. The record is from RefSeq and is a predicted model, not a curated record. NCBI's taxonomy places the organism in Eukaryota, Metazoa, Arthropoda, Malacostraca, Decapoda, Palaemonidae. The transcript has a single exon. The coding region runs from base 1 to 933 and encodes 310 amino acids.
AUGGAGAAGAGGAAACCUGGAAGGAAGAAGGAACUGGUAAGAAGAGGAACUGGAGAAGAGGAACCGGAAGAAGAGGGACCUGGAAGAGGGCCUGGUGCGAAGAGGAACCUGGAAGAAGAAGGACCUGGGAGAAGAGGAACCUGGAAGAAGAAGGACCUGGAAGAAGAGGGACCUGGGAGAAGAGGAACCUGGAAGAAGAAGGACCUGGAAGAAGAGGGACCUGGGAGAAGAGGAACCUGGAAGAAGAGGACCUGGAAGAAGAGGGACCUGGAAGAAGAGGGACCUGGAAGAAGAGGGACCUGGGAGAAGAGGGAAACCUGGAAGAAGAAGGACCUGGAAGAAGAGGAACCUGGAAGAAGAAGGACCUGGGAGAAGAGGAACCUGGAAGAAGAAGGACCUGGAAGAAGAGGAACCUGGAAGAAGAGGGACCUGGAAGAAGAGGAACCUGGAAGAAGAGGGACCUGGGAGAAGAGGAACCUGGAAGAAGAAGGACCUGGGAGAAGAGGAACCUGGAAGAAGAAGGACCUGGGAGAAGAAGGACCUGGAAGAAGAAGGACCUGGAAGAAGAAGGACCUGGAAGAAGAAGAACCUGGAAGAAGAGGGACCUGGAAGAAGAGGGACCUGGAAGGAAGAGGGACUGGAAGAAGAAGACUGGAAGAGAGGGGAACCUGGGAGAAGAGGGACAUGGGAGGAAGAGGAACCUUGGAAGAAGAGGGACCUGGGAAGAAGAGGGACCUGGAAGAAGAGGGACCUGGGAGAAGAGGAACCUGGAAGAAGAAGGACCUGGAAGAAGAGGAACCUGGAAGAAGAGGGACCUGGAAGAAGAGGAACCUGGAAGAAGAGGAACCUGGAAGAAGAAGGACCUGGAAGAAGAGCGGACCCUGCGGAGAAGAGGAAACGGGAAGAAGAGAGACUGGGAGAAGAGGGACCUGA